AUGACGUCAGAGACGAUUUUCACCAUAUCAAAGUUUGAUGAAGAAGAUCUUUAUCCAAAUGGUACAUUACCUAAUCGUUUAUUAAGUCCAAUAACUGAACAUUCGACUGACACUCAACAAACAUAUUCCGAUACCUCGAAAAAAUCGUCCGAAUCUGUUUUGAGCAAAAACAAAUCUGCGAUCGAUGAACUUAACGAAAUCUUAUUACCAAAAUGUCAUCAAUACAUCACAUAUUUUUAUCACAUUCAAACGUAUCUGAAUACGCUACAAAAGCAUUUCAAAGCUCUAUCGAUUAUUGUGAAUUAUCUUCGAAAAGAUCGAUGCAUAAAUCAUGUUAUCGAACCAAUCGAAACACGUAUGUUACAACUGCAUGCCAAACGAAAUCAAAUCGACAAUCUACUCAACAAAUCCUCCAUAAAAACUCUUCUACAACAAAUUUUAUCAUCUAUUCACCAAUCAAAACUCACUGUUGAUUACAACGAAUUUUUAACAUCCAUACAAUUGAAUAUGAACCAAAAAUCAACUUUAAUCGAUCAUUUGAUGAACGAAUAUCGCUACAAAAAGUACCAACUCCACGAAUAUACUUCGAAAACUAAACAACGACAUCAACUAAUAAUAAAAUUAACAAAUCAAAUUGCCCAAUUUAUUGUUGGACAUGAUAGAAUACUUAAACAAGUAAAUUCAAUAUCCAUAAUUAAUGAACAUAAUCGGGAAUGUAUUGAAUUAACUAAACUCUCGCACGAAUAUGAACAAGUUCGUCAAGAAAAUUAUCUUCUAACAGCCAAAGCCGAAGAAACGCUUCAAAAGUUAUCGAAAUUCAUAUCCGUCAAUCAUUUUUAA
Molecule: messenger RNA, 840 nt
Organism: Adineta ricciae
Lineage: Eukaryota; Metazoa; Rotifera; Eurotatoria; Adinetida; Adinetidae
Source: the annotation of a GenBank genome assembly